UAUUACGUAGCUCAUAUGCUAUUUCUCUCUGAUCCAGCUCGUGACAAAAAUAGAACAUAACAUGUGUCUGUCAAGUAAUGUAAAGAUUCAUAAAACGGAACCUAAAUACAUCAAGGUCAAUUCUGGAAAGUUUAUCUGAGAUGUGACUUUAUCCUGUGUACGUAUUUAUAAACAUUUGACCUUAUCGAUUUGAAAUUCUGUAUGAAUCUUUAGUAUGUGUGCAUGCUAUUAUACACUCCGAUAGCUAGUGUUUAUUCCAGAUGCCUGUGGUUUAUUCAGACAUUUAUAUGAUGUGUAUGCACAUGAGCAGUUAAGGUCAUCUUCAUAUAUAAACAGUAUCAUAUUCGUGAGGAUAAGAUGGAACAGUUUCUGGCUUCCAGUGAAAGGGCCGCGACCCUUUUAGCAGGAUGCCUUGGAAAGAAUGGGGUUUUAAGGGAUCCGGAAGUUGCGAAAGAUAUGUGCGCGCAGAACAAACUUCCGGUGUUGUUGGCGGUCAGCGGACGAACGGUGGAGGCUCAUCGACUUUUGGACAGGAUUAAGCGGGAUUUCAUGCAGGAAAACGGUGACUUCCUGUCAUUUCCGGAUAAAGAGGGACGAGACCGGAAGAGCGGCAGUUUUCCCAUGAGUCACUUCUGGUCCUAUAUGAAUGUGUGGAUCACGAUCGGGGCACAGAAAAUGGAGAGGUUUGACAUAUCCUAUCCAGCAUACGCUUAUUGCAAGCGUUUCUACCACCCUGAGCGGCAGAUGGUCUGUGUGACAGAGCCGUUUGCUGAGGCGACGGCGGAAACCACUGUCGAUAUGCUGUCCACGGCACAUCUUGGAAAACUGGCCCUUGUAAUGGCAGAUCUUGACAUGGCGAAGAACUGUGGAGAGGGACUUCUCAAGUUUAUGAGCGCCCAGCCUCGCAACGAUGUGGAAAUCCUACUGAGAGCUAAUGCUACUUCCGGAGAAAUCAUAACCGAUCCGCCAAACGACAUGCAACCGUUCUAUUCCGUGAAACGAGACUCUCCGAAGCAGUUGUAUUUUUUCCUUGGUUACCAUGGUAUUUUUAUGAUAAAGCUGUUCAAAGCGACGAAAGACGAGCGCUUCCUCAACAGUGCAAAAGAAAUCCUGGACUUUGCCCUUACAUGUCAUGAAAGCAUGUGUACCUUUAGCUACAGUCACAAGGUUGCAAUGGCCGCCGCGUUGGUUGCUGUGGAAACCAAGGAAGCUAAAUAUAGACGGCUUGCGAUUGGUUUAGGGGAGUAUUUGGUUUCGAUUCAGGAUAACGAAGGUUUUUAUGGCUCGAAAGAUUUUCAGCCAAUCGAUAAAUAUGACCAGACCGCGGAAAUUGGAAUAUGGUUGAGAGAAAUUCCCGGCGAACUUGGAAGAAUAAUAUAGAAAUCAGUAACUUUUUGGUGCAUUUUACUGCCUUAUAAAAAUUGUCCAUUCCCCCCAUUUUUUCCCCAAUUUCAUAGAUACAGAUUAUUUUAAUAAAAAAAAAGCAAUUAAUUUCUUGAAAAAUAAUCAAAAUCUUGAUAAGACUGAUACUUUAACAGCACAAUGUAUGGAAAAAAACUUGUAAAUUUGCCAUUAAAUUAACAAUUUUGGCUCCAAAGUCAAUCUUUUCCAAAAAUGCAAGGCAUAAGCGGUGAAAAUAAUUUCAAAAAUCCCACUGGAAUUCGUUUGAAUUACAAAAAUGUUAAUACAUAAAAAUGCCAGUUCAUGAUCUAAAAGCUACAUUCUCGGAUUUUGCCAGUAUAUUUGCUUAUAUCCAUGAAUAAAGAAAGAA
Mya arenaria is the source of this 1771-nucleotide messenger RNA. RefSeq lists its product as uncharacterized. The coding region runs from base 358 to 1380 and encodes 340 amino acids. The record is from RefSeq and is a predicted model, not a curated record. The transcript has 4 exons. NCBI's taxonomy places the organism in Eukaryota, Metazoa, Mollusca, Bivalvia, Myida, Myidae. Gene Ontology annotation, biological process: carbohydrate metabolic process.